Messenger RNA from Rotaria socialis, 804 nucleotides. The record is from the annotation of a GenBank genome assembly. NCBI's taxonomy places the organism in Eukaryota, Metazoa, Rotifera, Eurotatoria, Philodinida, Philodinidae.
AUGUCUCUGCUUUUUCUAUUUUGUCUUCUAUUGUCAUCAUUCAACUAUGUUAGAAGUCAAAAUUAUCCAUAUGAUUCAACAUGUAAUUGUACAUCGAUAUCAUCGAAUGGUAAUAUUUGUCUUCAAUAUACUUGUCUAACAAUUAAACGUGUUGCACAAUGUUUUCCUGGUCGAAGUAUCGUUAUAACAGAAAAUGGUUUAAUGAAAUCUUUAUCAGAUUUAAAAAAAGGUGACCGUGUUCUCGUUAUGAAUAAAGAUAAUACAUUGAUGUAUGAACCUAUCGAAGGAUUUAUUCAUUUGAAACGAGAUGGUUUAUUUGAUUUUUUAUUAAUUAACAUAAAAAUUGACGAUCAUAAAAACACUACAACAUCUUUAUUUAUAUCAUUGAAUCAUUUAAUAUUUUUAGCAAAUGAUACAGAACUAAAAUCUGCCAUAUUUGCUAGUCAACUUCAUGUUGGCGAUCGUAUAAAAUAUUUGCAUCAUAAUCAAAUUGUAGCGGCAAAAAUUGAAAGUAUUUAUUUAACGAAGGAAGAAGGUUUCUAUGCACCGUUAACACCAUCAGGCACGAUCAUCAUUGAUAACGUUGUAGUUUCCAAUUAUGCAACUGUUAGUAAUCAUCAGUUGGCUCAUUAUGUUAUGAAUAUAUAUCGCUGGUGGACUCAUCUAUUUGGAUCCAAUGAAAAUAAUGAAAAUGUUCAUUGGACAUUACAAUUAAUUGAAAGAAUAGUGAAAUGGUAUGGUAUUGAAAAAUUCAGUCAAACAUCAACGUUCGAUGGUGUAUUUCAGGUGUCUGGAUUUCUUUGA